CUCAAAAAUACACUACUCAACAACUUAUAGCCACUGCUUCUCUUCCAUGGCUACUGUUAGCUCCAAGUUUUCAUAUCCAUUUUCACUCAUUCUCUCUUUAAAUUAAAAUCCCAUCACCUAAACAACUCCUCUCUCCAAAUUAACCAACAAAAACUCCAAAACCAAUAAAACUGAUCAUGGAUAUAUGGUCCUGGAUUUGUGAGCUUCCUGACUCGGUCCAGUGGUCCGAGUCUGACUCAGCUCAAAUCUUCGAAAUUGCUAGCUCCUCACCAAAACUCGCUGGAAAUUAUCAGUCAACUCGGACGAUUCAACUUAGAGCUGAGAGAACUGCUGGAUCCAACUCAGACCUUUUGGUUACCUUCUCUAUAUGCUUGCAUGGGUUUCACCCUAAUAGUGCUUCAAAGACUCUUUGGGUUUCUGACACGUGUCCUUUAAACUCGGACAAACCCUUUCUCCCGCUAUUUCUCCAGCUUCUACAAGAAAUCAUCACCCGUUCACCUAUGGCGCAAAAUAGCACUUGUCCACGUUCACAGCUUCAGAAACUUAAACCCGACCCGAUUUCUUGGAUUAUGGACUCUCAUUCGCCCGAGUCAUUUUCAAGUUUUUUUAAUUUAGUGUUUCUUACGCGCUUGUUUUGGCUAUGUGUAUGUGACGCGCCUAGCGAGGUUGGGUCUUUCUAUUUUGAGUCGCUAUUGGGUCCGAACCUUGAAGCUUUGAGUAGUGAAAAGGGUCCUGUUUUGAGGACCUUUUUGGUUACUGUAGGAGUAGAUGCCGAGCUGUGUUUCAUGCGCACCAUCGGCUACAUGUUAACGAAAUGGCUCAUUUUAAAACAAGUGGGUUCAGGUUUACAUUUGUUGGGCCCACUAGUCGGCCAGCAAGUAAGAUUCUCAUAUGCAACGGAGGCCCAUGGGUUUUGGGUUUUGAAAGGGUACGCACCUAUUUUGGCUAUGAAUGUUGCUAAAUGUUCUGGAAAUUAUAAAUUUCCUGUUAUUGAAGCCAGGGAUUCAGUGCUAAAAUACGCCUUGGCUCAUCAACAGUUGGAGGCAGUUAUACAGUUGGAAUAUUCUGUUACUUUCUCUGACGGGUAUAUUCGGGUUAUUGCGCGAGUCGACAAUCUACGGUUCCACGUGGCAAAAUUAGGGUUUAAUAGAAAAGAAGAUGUUGAUUAUGCGGAGGAGAGGCAUUUUGUGUCUCGAGCUCGAGUUUGGGCUGGGCCGGAGGUUGGGGCAACUUAUGUGGUGGGAUUUAGUUUGGGCCGGUCCACUGAUAAUGGAGAGAGAGAAGUGGAAAUGCAAAGAGUAAGAAAGGGAAAUUUUGAUGAAGAAUCAAAAGCUCCUAAGGUGAAAACUAGGGCAAAAAUGGCAACAAGGACAAGGAUUAAAAAUUGGAGGUGGGACCAAGACGCGGAGGGAAAUAGUGUUAUUUUCGACGCCGUUUUAUACAAUGAUACUGGUUAUGAAGUUGCCACGUGGAAAAUGAUGAACAAUGAUGUUAGUGAUGGCAGCAACAAUAACGGUAACAGUAAUAACAGUCGAAAUAGAUAUAAUUGGAAUGGGCACAGAAGACCAUUUACGAAAACAAGAGGAAUGGUGUUUGCAGGAGAUGAAUAUGGGGAAGGAGUAGAGUGGAGAUUGAACAAGGAAAUGGAAGGAAGUGUUUUGAAAUGGAGAAUAGGAGGGCAAGUGUGGGUAAGUUACUGGCCAAGUGAAGUGAAGAGUUCAUAUUUUGAGACUAGGUGUGUUGAAUGGUGUGAUGAGGUUGAUUUACCUUUAAUUCCAGGAAAAUAAAUUCACCAGGAAAUAAAUUUUUAAUUAUUGUAAAUUUACAUUAAUAUAUUGUAAAUAAAUAUUAAAUAUUUUGUUAUAUUAGUGUGUUUUGUCAAAAUUAUCAUCAUUUUAAUGAAGAAGUUUGUAUGUUCACUUAACAAAAUUAA
This is a messenger RNA of Jatropha curcas, 1933 nucleotides long. RefSeq lists its product as uncharacterized. The record is from RefSeq and is a predicted model, not a curated record. NCBI's taxonomy places the organism in Eukaryota, Viridiplantae, Streptophyta, Magnoliopsida, Malpighiales, Euphorbiaceae.